ACCAGAGAGGAAGACGGCGUGGCUUGAGAAGAAUGACAUUAAGUUUUCCUAAAGCCGAAUACAAUUGGAAUUACAACCAUUUUUGUACUAGUAUAUGGGUAGCUUAAAGACAACAGUCAAGUGAGGAGGACAACUCAGCCAUACUUAAAUUUGCUGCUAAAGCCUCCAUAUUUAAAACAAGAACUUUCUGUUUUUUAUGCUGUUUUUUAUGAUAUAAAAUCAAAUUUCCUCCAGAGAUUGACGAAAAGAUAGGGCGACUGAGACGGGGGAGGUGGCAGAAAAGUUUCCGUCAAGGAACUGAAGAUCUGCAAUGCCUCUGCCCAGCAUUACCGGAAUGGAUACUCCCUUUGGGGAUGCCUUUCAAAACUGCUCUUUUACUGACCAGGUGCUGACCAGCACAGACCUGUUGGCUAACAGUUCUGACCCAGAUUUCAUGUAUGAACUGGAUCGGGACAUGACUUGUCGCCAGAGCCCUAGAGGAAAUAUUUUCACAGUCGGAGACUGCAAAGACUUGGACAGCAUGGAUCAUCUACCUGAACUGGUAGAUAACGACCCUGCUUAUAGCUCAAACUUUGAGCAGUGGGACACGUACUGGGAGGACUUGACUAAGUACACUCGCCUCACCAGUUGUGAUAUCUGGGGCACCAAGGAAGUAGAUUUCUUGGGCCUUGAUGACUUUUCCAGCCCUUACCAGGAUGAGGAGGUGAUAGGACAGACACCGACCCUGGCCCAGCUCAACAGUGAGGACUCGCAGCCAGUUUGUGACACUCUUUACCAUCCGGACUUGCUGGUGGGUCAAAAGCAGCUUUUGUUUCCACCUCCCACCAUGGCCAAGAAGACUAACAAACUCAGCCACUCUGCAACCAGCUCCUCAUCGAGUCACAACCCUCUGCCGGACUUUGCAGAGGGAUCCCAGAAAGCUACCUGGCCUGUUCCCUCCAGCACUGACAUAAUGGCCAAGGGCCAGUUUCAGGGCCCUAGCAAAGCCUCGACUGCACCUCUGGGCAACAUGGAUUACGUUCGCAAAGCCAAGGUACGCAUCAGCGUACCACGCAAGCCUUUAGUAGAGAGCUCCGCCCAGAUUAGUGUUUCUGCCUCUCCUCUUAUCCAGGAGCACGAGUCGUCAGCUUCGCAGGUCAGCGAGGACCCAGCCGUCGACGCUUCUAACACGGCCUCUUCCAUUAGCUGUGAAAAGAGAGUGGAGACUCCUAAACAAGAGGUACCGACUGGUCCUGGUCCAGAAAUAGGGACCCUGAGGACGGUGCCACACAAAGUCCCCUUCGCUGCAGCUGCCGGCAGUGAAACCUUGCUCACCGUGAGUGCCCUUGGAUCCGACGCUUCUGCCGCUGACAAAAAGAAGGAGGAAGAGCACAACUACUCGUUAUUCUUGACCAGGGCCAGGCUGGCAGGGAAGGCAACUGCUGACAUGGAAGAAGAGGAGGAAGAGGAGGAGGAGGAAGAAGGUGAAGAAGAGGAAGAAGAGGAGGAGGCAGAGGGAUUGGAUCUAGACGAUGAAGAUCAUGAUGAAGGGUUUGGCAGUGAACAUGAGCUCUCAGAGAAUGAAGAGGAAGAGGAGGAGGAAGACGAGGACUAUGAGGGCGACAAAGACGACUACAUUAGUGACGCAUUCUCAGAGCCAGGAUGUGACACUGAUAUGGCUGAUGAUGUCAAAGGCCUGACGGCUGGAAUUUCCAGAAAGAGGGGAAAGCGUCGAUACUUUUGGGAGUAUAGCGAGCAGCUCAUCCCAUCCAAACAGGAGCGCAUGCUGAAACCCUCCGAAUGGGACAGAGACACACUUCCCAGCAACAUGUACCAAAAGAAUGGCCUGCACCAUGGAAAAUACACACUGAAGAAGUCGCGGCGGACGGAUGUGGAAGAUCUUACUCCAAACCCUCGGAAGCUGCUUCAGAUCGGCAAUGAACUCCGGAAACUCAAUAAAGUCAUUAGUGACCUGACUCCGGUUAGUGAGUUACCCCUAACCGCUCGGCCUCGGUCUCGAAAGGAGAAGAACAAGCUUGCAUCCAGGGCCUGCAGGCUGAAAAAGAAAGCUCAGUAUGAAGCCAACAAAGUCAAGUUAUGGGGCCUUGGAACUGAAUAUGAUUGUUUGCUGUUUGUGAUCAAUGCAAUCAAAGAAGAGAUAGUCAGCAGAGUUCAGGAUAUCUCACAUGACAAAAGAACAAGCAUGACCGAGAAGCUGGAUAAACUCAUUGAGGAUACCUUAGUGCAGCCACCAGUGGCCGGCCAGACUUCAGACUUUGUGAAUCAGAUCCUGGAGAACACUGGGAAAGGAGAUCCCACCGGAGGGCUGGUGGGAUUGCGUGUGCCCACAUCGAAGGUGUAGAGUCACGCCGAAAGACACCUCGGAGCACACACGAAGCCAUCCGCGCCAUUCUUGUCCCACACUGUAACGGCCCAACACUCUGCAUGCCCAUUUUCACUUGGAGACGCAUCCUCACAUUUAAAGUGAAUACAUGCAUACGAUACUACUUGUCCGUGCAUACGUAUGUAUAUAUUCACCUCAUGCGCACCAGUGGAAAUGAAACUAGUAGUUAACCUUUGCACUCAAUAGUCUGUUUCCUACCAUGUGUGCAUGUGGCUGGUAUCGAUCAACAGGCCGCCAUGUUGCAAAUAUUAAAAGCCAAUAUACGAGAUACCUCCAACAAAUAAGAAAAAGAGAGAGGAAAAAAGCUAAACAAUGAGCACCAGUUGUUGCUGUAGCCAUUUUCCUCUUGCGUCCAGCUAAAUCUGUCAAAUGCCCAUUAAGAGUUUUGGAAAGCAGAGGCGCACUCUGCAGAGAAACUACGAAGGCAUUAGAUCCUUUGAUUUAGCGGUCAAAAAGGUGUAAAUGCAGACUUUCUGAGUUUUUGAACACGGCAUGUACGAUUUCACCCGAGUUAGGCCUACUUUAUGCACUUAUUAAUCUCUCAACUGAGGGUGUAAGUGUCCUGGGGGGAAUCCUGUUCCAAGCAAUUUUUUUGAGGAUCAAUUGAGAUACACCAACUACAAAAAGGCAAACACGAAAGAACACAAAUACCGAUGUAUAGCGCAAAGUUACUGAUGUUCGGUGUAUAUAUGUAGAACAGGGAUGUUUCAGGAGAGUAGCAGGUGAGGAAACGGGCCUCAGAUGCCCUUUUCCACAGAUUUGCGAUCGUCUCAGGUUGGAAAGAGAGAGAGAGAGAGAGUGUGUGUGUGUUUUUAAAUUUUUUUUUAUUUUCUUUCUUCUUUCCUUGACUUGAGCAGAUGGUCAGUUGAAUUCCUUAUUGUAAAUAGGCUGAUUGAUCGAUUAUUAUCCACUGGUGAAAUCUUUUCCUUUCUACACUUUGGUUGAAGUGCCCUCACGUCAAAUCACCUUUGAUGUUGUUUUGCAAGUUCUCAAAAGGGGCUUAAAAAAAAAAGCUGAUUCCCAGAUUGGGUUUUGUUUAUAUUUGUACUUUAUACAAGUAAGAUUCAUUGUGCCUUGUAAUUGCGGAGUUGAGGAAAAAUAAAACUCAAUAGAGAGCGCAAAUGGACCAUUUAGCAGAAAGCAAGGGGAGUCAGUGGGGGGGUGGGGAGGUUUGUAAUGUAUUUCAGCUCUUUAAAGAUACUCUGAAUGUACAUAGGAACAUGGAAAAUAUAGAUAUAUGCCACAGAGUCUGUGCUUUGUAUUUUAAGAUGGCUCUGGCAAAUGUACUUUUUUCGGUACUUCAUUUAAGAGGGGAUGGGGGGUGGGCGGUGUCGUGAUAUAUGAGAAAUAUUCACAUAUAAAAAACAAAAAAAUGAUAUUUGCACACUAUAUUUUGAUUGUUUUGUUUUUUGUACCAAAGACACAUGCAACUGAAAAUGGCAACUAGCCAGUCUAAGUAAGGUUUUGCACAGCUUACCUGACACCGUAUUGAAUGUAGGAAAAAUGGUAGGGUCAGGGAUUCUACUGAACUGUGAAAUUUGCUUGGGUCCAAUUCUCUGCAGAAAGAAGCAUUCAUUUGCAUCCUCAUCCAAUUUUGUACUGUUCUUUUUGUUCUCAUAUAUAUUUCUUUGACACAUUUGUACCGCCAUUCGGUUUCCCUCCACCGAAGUUUUGUUUUGCGUAUUUAAAAGAUAAGCUAUAAAGUUAAUGGAGAUUCUUCUAUUUUGCCCAUAGAAGAUAUCACAGAACCAAAAGGUUUACUAUUCUUCCUAUAGUUGUAGAGGAGAGUGCAUAUACAAAAAAUUAUACAUGUUUAUAGUUUGAAUACGCAUUAAUCCGUGCACACAUUAACCUUUUGAAAUGAUGUUACUCGGCGUGAAACAUUUCUAUUUUUGUCUUCUUACUCUUGAGUAUUGUUGAAAGAGAAAUUGAAUUGCGUAUAUUUUUGUAGAGAUUGCCUUUAACUUUCCUUUCUGCACUACCCACAGAUCCCUCUCGGAAAAUUCGGAAAUGUUUUCGAAAGCUCUUAUCUUGCUAAGGGAAAUCAGAUGAUCCUUUGCAAAUUGUAUAAAGAUAGAUUGUCAGUUAAAAUCCUCUUUUAAAAUUGUAUUUAACACAAUCGUAUGUAUAACGUAUAUAUACUUAAUCGCCCGAAUCUCACAAUAAAAAGUCCAGGUUGUUUUUAACCCCAGUAUCGAAAAAAAAUAUAUAUAAAUUAUAUUGUGCAUAAACACAGUGAAGCCUUAAAAUAAAAAUUAAG
Messenger RNA from Sinocyclocheilus rhinocerous, 4643 nucleotides. Its product is annotated as CREB3 regulatory factor. Gene Ontology annotation, cellular component: nucleus. Gene Ontology annotation, biological process: response to unfolded protein; regulation of transcription by RNA polymerase II. The transcript is spliced from 9 exons. Gene Ontology annotation, molecular function: RNA polymerase II transcription regulatory region sequence-specific DNA binding; DNA-binding transcription factor activity, RNA polymerase II-specific. The record is from RefSeq and is a predicted model, not a curated record. Bases 311 to 2341 code for a protein of 676 amino acids. NCBI's taxonomy places the organism in Eukaryota, Metazoa, Chordata, Actinopteri, Cypriniformes, Cyprinidae.